CUUCUUCUUUCGCUUUUCCCCUUACUCCAACAAACACGUAGAACAUCAUGACCGAUAUAUCACAUCUCAAACUCUACUACUUUGUCUUUGAGCAUAAGGGUGGCCUUCGUCCGACAACGCCCUAUACCGGUCGUGGUGAGAAUGUUAAGCUUUUCCUUGAGGAUGCGGGUAUUCCACACGACUAUAUCAUGUACGACAUUAAUGAAUGGUCAAAGUACAAGGAUGACUGGAUUAAAAGAGGUUACCUGGCCGGAUGUUUGCCAGCUGUUGAGACUCCCGAUGGUGAAUUAUAUGGUUGCACCACUGCUUUGCUGCGCUUUUUAUCCAAAAAUUUGAACAAGUAUUAUGGCGCCAACAUCAAGGAAGAGCAGUUGGUAGAUGCUAUCUCGGAACUGGCUAAUGAUUGGUAUGCCAACUUUGAUGCCUCGGUUUGGACCCCCGAUCAGAAAGAUCGUGAAAAUCAUCUCGAGAAAAACCUUCCCAAACAUUUGGAACGUUUAGAUCGGUUCUAUGCCGCCAGAGGUGGACCUUAUGUGCUAGGAUCUGAGAUAUCGUUCGCAGAUUUCCAAGUUUAUCAAAUGGUAGCAGAUGAAAAGCUGACACCAGCCGAUUUGCCUCCUCACUUGGCAGCCUUUGUAAAGGCAUUCGAAGAACGACCCAACAUCAAAAAGUAUCGUCAUUCAAAGCGCGCCUCUCUUUAAACACAACGUAACAAUAAAAUUAUUAUGUAUUGUAAAUACAUCUUCCGUCUCAUAUGGUAGCUUUCAAAGCUAAAGGCCGUGUUAUUAAAUUUAUGCGGCAGCAGCUUGAAGUAUUUUUCCGCAGUACUCAGCAGUG
Zychaea mexicana is the source of this 837-nucleotide messenger RNA. Its product is annotated as glutathione S-transferase. The transcript has 4 exons. Gene Ontology annotation, molecular function: glutathione transferase activity. Gene Ontology annotation, biological process: glutathione metabolic process. Lineage: Eukaryota; Fungi; Mucoromycota; Mucoromycetes; Mucorales; Lichtheimiaceae. The record is from RefSeq and is a predicted model, not a curated record. The coding region runs from base 48 to 701 and encodes 217 amino acids.